CUAAGAGUUUGCAUACAAUUGACAAAUGCUGACUAUUUUAAUCUUUCAGGAGGAUAUAGUUGCUGCCACAACGAGAUCCGCUGUAUGACUGCGUGUUAUUAGUCACUUUUGUUUGCAUCUAAGGUCAGGAUAUCAUACCUUCUAAAAUAACAUCAUGAAAUCAAUGAGGGAAGUUGAUCUGGAUACAUACAGCUUGUCUUUACUUACGGCGAAAGAAGACAUCCUGAAUCCACGCUCGUCAACAAACUGGGCUCUAUUCACCUAUGAUGGAAUAAUGAACAGACUCAAACUGGCAGAUUCUGGAGUAGGUGGAUUGAAAGAGCUGACGGCUAAACUUCAGCCUAGACGGCCGCUGUACGGGAUGUGCAGGGUGGGCCAAGCUCAACCCCGCAUCGCUAUGAUAUUAUGGGUAGGGAAUGAAGUGGACGAGUACCGCAGAGCUGAGUGUGCCAGUCAUAUACCAGCAAUAAGGGCCUUCUUUAAGGAAGUUCACAUCUUUCUUCCUGCCCACACUUUGGAUGAAAUCACGGAGGAGAGGAUCUGCACGCUGGCCUAUAACGCUGCAGCUGUGACGCAGGGGCCGAGAGCGAGACCUAGUCGCCGCACAGAAGAUAGACAGGCCAUUGUGGGCACUAAUUACAAGCGAACAAUCGCGGCUGCAGAGAUCCAGAGAAUCCACAGAGAUUCUUUUUGGGCAAAAGCCGAGAGAGAAGAGGAGGACAGGAAAAAGGAGGAACAGUGGAGGGCAGCAGAGGAUAGGAGGCAGAGAGAGAAAGAACGCCUGCUCCAGGAAAGGAGAGAUGCAGUAGAGCGAGAGAGGAGGAUGAAUGAAAAAGAACAGAAAAUAAAGGAGCAAAGGAGAAUGCAGGCGCAAAUGGAGGCAGAGGCCCAGAAACGGGAGAAAAUAAAAUGGGAGCACGAGGAAAGGGAGCGUGAAGAAGACGAAGUCAGAGCUAGAUAUUCACGCUCUCAAUCAGAGGAAAAAGCUGCGGAGGCAGCAGCUCUGGUGUCUCAGCGUAGUAUGAACCCCAGAGAGUUUUUCAGACAACUGUCCUCCUCAAGCCUCCACACAGCCUCCAGUCCCAGCUCCACAUCUCCAGUCAGGAGUCCCUAUAGACGACUACAUCGCAGCCAGACAGACAAUAUCUUCAGUUUCAAUGAAUCACUGUCUUCUACACCUACAUCCCCGUACAGAUCAUCAGUGGUAUCACCUUACUUUCCCUCUACUCCCACAAACAGGAGCCCAAUUCUUUUCACUAACACUUCUUCCUCGCUGCAGAAUUGUGCAAUAGUAUCUACCAAAAGCCAGAUCCAGCUAUCUUCACCUAAGAUGAUGGAGUCACAGCUCCAAACUCAACCAUCACCCACAACCAGUGCAACUGAAUCUGCAAUUAAAACUCCUGUGAGUGAUAUACUAGAAAGUCUGGUCUUUUAUCCACCUCCACCAACCCCUGAGCAGCUCCAACCAGAUGAAUCAGAGAUAGAGUUUCCUCCACCUCCUCCUGGUUUUGAGAAUUGUCCAAAAUCAUCUGUGAACCAACCUGAGAGAGUUGAUGACCCCUUAGACCCUCUUUUUCCUACAUCAUGUCCUGUGGUUCCUGAGCCACCCAGCAGACCACUUCCGGUUCUUCCCAACGCUCCACGAACGAUACAUGACCUGGAAGUGCAGAGGGAUUUUAUUGCUCGGGCAUUGGUUAUAUCUACAGUUGAGGAGGAGGAUGAAGGGGAUGGAGAAAAAGAGAUGGAAUACGAGGGGAAGGAUGCAACUGAAGAAGAAGCAAAAAAAGGAGGUGGAGAAGAGAAGGCUGAAACUGGAGCGAAGAAGAGGAACAGAGGACAGGAGGAACAUGAUGGGAUGACUGUGGAAAUACACGAAAGUCAAAAAGGAACAAAUGGCAAAAUGAUGGAGGGAUAUGAGAGUGGAAAAGAUGGGAAAAUGUUGGAAGAAUGCGAGAGUGAAGAAAAACAAGGUGGCAAUAUUAUGCAAGAACAUAAGAGUGAAGAAGAUAAGGCUGGGAAAAUUGUGGAAGCUUUUGAGAGCGGGAAAAUUAUGGAGGAACAAGAGAGUGAAAAAAUCAUGUUAAAAUGUGUGCUAGAAAAAGAGCAGGAUAGGGAAAAUACAGAAAAACAUGAGGAAGAUGAUUUGGAACAACAUGAACGUGACAAAAAGAUGGAAGAAUAUGAGCAAGAUGGAAACCUCGUAGAAGCUUUGGACAGUAAAAAGGAGCAAGACAAGAAAAACAUGGAAGUAUUUCCGACAGAAAAAAUACAAUAUGGGAGAACUGUGGAUGAAUGUGGGGAAGAAAAUGAGCAAGAAGGGAAAAUCGUAGAAAAAUGUGAGGAUGAGAAUGACGGUGAAAAAGAAAAAUGUGUGAAAUGUAAGGAAGAACUUGAGGUUGAUAAAAUGCAAGAUGGGAGCAUCUUGGAAAAACAUAGAAAAGAGCAAGAUUGCAAAAUUAUUGAAGAAUUUGAGAAAAUACAAAAUUCCAAAAUGAUAUUACAGUAUAUGCGAGAAGAGAAGCUAGAUGCGAAAAUUGUGGGUUCAUUUGACAAUGAAAAAGAACAAGACGAUAAAUGCAUGGAAGUAUCUGAAACUGACAAAAUACAAUAUGAAACAAUGAUGGAAGAGUGUGUGCAAGAAAAUGAGCAAGAUGGAAAAACUGUGGGAAAACAUGAGGGAGAAGAUGAAAGUGAAAAGGAACAAGCUGGGGAAAUUAUGAAAGAACAUGAGGACAAAAAAAUACAAGAUAGGAACAUCACUGAUGAACAUAUAAGGCAAGAAAAUGAGCAAGAUGGAAAAAAUUUAGAAAAAUGUGAAGAACAUAAGAGUAAAAGAGAAAAUGGAAGCAAAAAACAAGAUGAGAUAAGCAUAGAAUUAACUGAAACUGAAAAAUUACAUUAUGUGACGAAGAUGGAAGAAUGCGGGCAAGAAAAUGAACAAUAUGGGAAAAUUGAAGAAGAACACCUGAAAGAAAAUGAAAAAGAACAGGAUUGGAAAAUAACUGAAGACUCUGAGAAUGAAAAAAUACAAGAUGGAGACAGAGAUGAACAUAAGAGUGACAAAGAUGAAGGUUGGAACGUUGUGGAAGUAUAUGAGACUGAAAAAAUACAGCAUGUGAAAAUUAUGGAAGCAUGUGAGCAAGAAAAUAAGCAAGACGGAAAAAAUGUAGAAGAAUGUGAGGAAGAAGACGAUGGCGAAGAACAAGAUGGUAGAAGGUUGAAAAAACAGGACUGGACAAUUGUAGAAGCGUCUGAGAGUGAAAAAGAGCACGAUUGUAAAAUUGAGGGAAGACAUGAAGAUGGUAGUCUGGAAGAGCAAGAGGAUGAAAAAGAUCAGGAUUGGAAGAUGACAGAAAACUGCAAAAGUGCAAAAAAACAGUGCGGGAAGAUUGCGGAAAAAAAUGACAGUGAAAACAAACAAGAUGAGAUCACAGAAAGUCAACAGGAAGAACAGAACCAGGACGAUGAUGGAAUGUCACAUGUGGAUGUAGAUAAAGCUGCGAACGUGACUGUGCUCAGGAAGGAGGAAUCGUACACAGAGGUUAUAAAGAGAGAUGAGGCCACUGAAGUAGGUGUCCAAAAUGAGAAGGAACCUUUAAUCCAGACAGACGCAGUUUUUUCCCAGUAUGCACCGCUCUUCCCAGAUUCCCAUUCUACGGAGCCGUUUCCAAUCAAUGACGCAUGUGUUUCUGAAACUAUUUCAGCCACUCAAGAUAAAAACAAACCAAAGAUGAGCUCAACUGAUACCUCAUCCCAAAUAAACUUACCAACCAUUCAGGUUAAAUCAGAUUUCUCUAGUUUGAACGAUCAAAGCGAUUCAGACAUGAAAGAGAAGAUCGAAAUCUCCAAAAACACCACCUCUGGAGAACGGAUGAACAGUGCGGUGGAAGGUGAUCAGACGGAUGCUGAAACGCUUCGAGAAGAUACAACUGUGGACAGCAGCAGUGACUUGUCUGAGGGGAUUGAUGCUGAAUCCAAAACAUCAACUUUAUCUGAGAAUCAAGCCAGGACUGGACAAUCAGACGAGGGGGAGGGGCUUGCACCUGUCUGUCAUUUCCACGAAGACACUGUGGGCCUAAAAUGUUGUAUUGCUCAUCAGCCGGAUCUGACCAACGACGUAAGCCAUGUUAAAGAGCGAGAAGAAGCCAUAUCACUCCCGGGCAGUUACUCAGAUGUGGAGCAGCGCUCAAAAUGUGAUUCUGAGCUCGAUCGAGUGAAGGAAGACAUUAAACCUCUGGCGAACUGCGAAAAUAUCUCAGAAACACCCAACAGCAGGAGAAAUGAUAAGACAGCCAAUGAAAAAUAAAGAACAUAAUUGGAGGCAUCAUGGGAGCUCUGCAGCGAUCAUAGAGAAAUAUGACCAACAGAUGUUUCUCUCGACCAGUCACUGAAGGCCUUUAAGUUAUUUUCCUAAGAUUAUUCUCAUAUCUGCACAGUAAUGCAAUAUAUAUAUAUAUAUAUAUAUAUAUAUAUAUAUAUAAGAACUGCAUCUACAACACUGAAGAUUUUGAAUGUGCAUACAUUUAAAAAACAUUCAUAAAAAUAUAAAACAUAAAUAUUGCAUGACGUAAAAAUAAACAAAGCACAGUUCUCAAAUCAUGCCGAUCAUCAUGACACACAAAUGAUAUAUAUUAUACACUUUAUUGGAAAAAAUGCAUUAUAUUAUUAAAAAAACAUGCUUCACUUGCGAUUUUGACCCCACUGUAGGUUAUGUAUAUUUACAGAACAUAUAUAUGUAUUUAUUCUUUAUUUUUCAUCUCGAGCAAUAUAAACUUGAUUUUUACUUUCCAAUAAAGAUUUGCAACUAUCUGACAAAAUAGUAAAUAUGAUGUUGCAGGCUA
Puntigrus tetrazona (Sumatra barb) is the source of this 4841-nucleotide messenger RNA. RefSeq names its product protein split ends. The record is from RefSeq and is a predicted model, not a curated record. The transcript has 13 exons. Gene Ontology annotation, biological process: regulation of actin filament polymerization; positive regulation of axon extension; positive regulation of dendritic spine morphogenesis. Bases 155 to 4306 code for a protein of 1383 amino acids. Gene Ontology annotation, cellular component: lamellipodium; postsynaptic membrane; actin filament. Gene Ontology annotation, molecular function: actin filament binding. NCBI's taxonomy places the organism in Eukaryota, Metazoa, Chordata, Actinopteri, Cypriniformes, Cyprinidae.